Molecule: messenger RNA, 1926 nt
Organism: Closterium sp. Naga37s-1
Lineage: Eukaryota; Viridiplantae; Streptophyta; Zygnematophyceae; Desmidiales; Closteriaceae
Source: the annotation of a GenBank genome assembly
AUGCUACUUGCACUGGUGUCUCAAUUCACAUCCCCCCUCCCUCCCAUUCUCUCUGCGCCUCCCUUCGCCUGUCCCCUCCUCUCUCACUUGCCCUCCUCUCUCACCUCUCAAUCCCCCCCUCAAACGUUGCUUGCACUGAUAUUCCUCAUGGCCUCCCUCUCCUCCACCUCCCAGCUCCCUUGUUCACGCUCCCCUGUUCACGGUGCUGGUGGUCGUGUGGGUGGCAUGCGGCACAGCAACAGCAGCAACCCCUCCCUCUCACCCCUCGCUUCCCCCAUCCUUCUCCUGCUCCUCCCCCUAAAUUCCCUCCCUCCCUUCCCCCUCCCAGCACCGUUGUUCACGAUGCUGGUGGUCGUGUGGGUAGCAUGCAGCGCGGUGACAGCUGCAUGGCUGCUCUGCUGUGGGACCGGCACUCGCACGCCCCUGUUCACGGUGCUGGUGGUCGUGUGGGUAGCAUGCGGUGCCGUGACAGCGGCAUGGCUGCUGUGGGACCGGCACUCGCAGUAUGAGAGGCACCGGGAGGAGGCGUUAGGCGUGUGGUGCAAGGAACGCGCCCUCAUGCUGCAGCAGCUCGUGCUGGCCCACGCCGGGCAGAUGCAGACUCUGGCGGGGCUGAUAUCUGUGAUGGGAACGCCAGGGCAGCGGGGCAAGUGGGACAUGGGCCGGUGUUUGAACGGCAGCAUGUGGGUGUCUUAUCUCACUCGCAUUGCACAAGCCCGCCCGGGGAACACGGGUGCACUCGCAUGUGCGUUGGUGCGCGAUGCAGAAAGGCCGGCCUUUGAGAAGCAGUACGGCAGCAUCAGAGACAACACGCUGGUUGUCAGUGCCCGCCGCCCCAUCUACUGCCCCAAAAUCCUCGAGCUCACAACGCUCUUUGCCACCAACGGCCCCAGCAACGUCGACAUGUUUCAACGAUUCUAUUCGUUGAUUCCACUCGUGGAGGAGGGAAGGCACUUCUACUCCUGGCCCUACCCCCUCGCCUCCCUCACCCAUGCCGGAUUCGGUGUCGCAUUUCCUCUCCGCAGCAGCCUCCCCACCAACAAAUCGAGGCAAUCAGCAGUGGGAACAGUGUACGGUUCACUUGCUGCAUCCAUUGACGUGACUUACAUAGCACAGCAGGUCUUAGAGGAGCUGUAUGCACCUGACCCAUCAAAGUCCUUUGAGCUAUACGACAUCACCGAUCCAGCCUCUCUCUUCGCCAUUGUCUCCCCAGUCCCCCCUCACGCCUACUUCCGCCCCGACGACAAGCUCCCCUACAUGCACCCCUCUCCGGAGUCCGAAACCCGCCCCUGGGAGCAUCGAGCAGUGGUGCCUCUAGUUGAGAUGGGGGCAGGCGUGCGCAAAUAUGAAGUCUGGUGCCGGAACACUCAGCCUCCCAGCGCAUGGCAAUCGUGGGGCAUCCCCAUCCUCAUCGCCCUCUUCGCGCUCCUCCUCGUGCUGCUCGUGCUGCUGGCAGCCUGCCUGCAGCGCGCCAAGUUCUUCCAGACCCAGCAGCAGGUGGCGGAAGCAGAUAGGCUGAGACGGCAGGCGGAGCGUGCAGAGGCGUCUAAGAGCAUGUUUGUCGCGUGCAUGUCUCAUGAGCUCAGAACACCCAUGGUUGGGAUAACUGGCAUGCUCGACGCUCUAGCAGACAUGGGUCUCAACUCCUCCCAGCUAGCAGAUCUCCUCAUGGGGGGAGGGGGGGAAGCAUCAGCAAGCAUGCUUGACGCUCUGGCGGACAUGGGCCUGAAUGCCUCUCAGCUAGCGGAUCUCCUCAUGGCUGGGGCAUCGGCAAGAGAUGCACUGCAUCUGGUCAACCGCGUGUUGGACCUGGCGAAGCUGGAUGCAGGCAAGGCGGUGGCGGAUGAGACAGUGGUUGAUGUGCGUGAGUGGCUUCGUGCUGCUUUGGAUUGGCACACACAACUCAAAGCAGCAAGGAGCGUUUGA